GAUCAGACGAGUAAAGGAACUGGCUGGGCAGGCUGUGUGAGCAGAGCGACAGGUCCACAGGUAAGCUCAUUCCCCCCGUGUGCACCUGUAGAAAAGGAAAGGAAAUCUGUACUCAUUCAUUAUAACGGAUUUCACCGCAACGCAAGCUUCUACAGGAUUAACCUCUUCACUGAACUACUGUCUAGUCUGCUUUUCUUCAUUUCUGCUGCUGUUUUGGUUGCUGCUCACAUGGAGACCACGCUCUGCUAGGAUUUACCUGAUUUCUCACAUCUGCUUCUACAACCGAUAACCCGUAAGCAGUCCUGAAGAAACUGAGCUGGAGCUUCUGUCCGAGCUGCUGUUACAGAAAAUUAAUCAACACCUUUUGAUUUGAGAAAAGUACAGUUUGGUACCUUUAUUUUGGCGAGUGUAGAUAAGAUAUCCCACCUCUCGUCCGGGUCAGUAGUUUUCCUCUCACUGAUGGCUGGAUUCUUCCAGCAGUUACGACUCCUUCUUUGGAAAAAUGCCCUGGGGGUCAUCAGGCAGCCGGGCUGGUCUCUGGUUCUCCUCAUCUGGCCUGUAGUGAUCUUCAUCAUCUUAGCCAUCACUCGCUCGCAAUUUCCUCCAAUACUCAAAGACACGUGCUAUGCGGCCCCGAGGAACCUCCCGAGCGCAGGGUUCUUCCCCUUCCUGCAGACUCUCAUGUGUAAUACUGACAGCACCUGCUCCAGCACGUCCUACCUCCUGGACUCCAAAUCAAAGAGCCUACGGCAGCGCAGGGAUCUAAACACACACAGUUCUCCAUUGUUUCCUCAUGGUUUACCCGCUUUACCCGACCUGGAGAAAUUUGGUUUGGUCCACACUGUCAUGAAGAGAGACACAUCCAACCAGACACAGAUCCUACAGCAAUGGGAUACAUGGCUAAAUUCCAGCAUUCAGGCCUCAUCAAACCUCACCGGGUCUAUCUUGGAUGCCAUCAACAGCACCAUAAUGGCCGACCAGGACGUCUUGAGCUCCAUCCUGGACUCGACAGACACUCUGAAAACGAUAUUCUGCAAUAUCUCCAUGUCUGCGCUGUCUGACUAUGAUCACCUCACCUCAGCGUUGGAGCAUUUCUGCAUGUCCAAUGAUACAGCACUGGAAGUUUCCCUCUCGACGCUGAACCAGUUACUAGCACAGUUGGUGCUCCAAGAUCCAGUGAAAGUCAUUGAGACAGUUGAGAUGUCGGUGGAAACGAUGGAUAAGCUUCAGACACAAUCGCCGCUGUGGGACUUCCUGUUGGGGUUGCCAGAUAUCUUCCUGAAAUCCACAGAUCAGGACAGGAUCAUGGCUAUAGCUGAGAGACUGACGGGGAUGAAGCAGGCCCUGAACUCAAUUCAGAGCAGCUUCCAGCAGGCUAAUACAUCUACGGACAUGCUGAACCCCGUCAUCGAUGAAGGCAUUGAGCUCCUCAACUACCUCCACACCUGGGAGGGCAGAGAUGUUAACAUCUCCCUGGCUGAUGUACUGGUGCCGUCCAACGUGUCUCUAAAUGGCUCUGAAAUGGCCACAUUGAUCCAAGGCCUCCAGAUCCCUCUGGAUAAGGUGCUUGUAUUGUUCAACAGAGAGACCUUCUUUGAGUUUGUGUGUACCAGCAGGUCUUUCUGCGACAGCCAGCAAGUCGACAUGAUGUACGGACGGAUAGACCAAGAGAAAGUUGCUCUGCAGGUGCUGUUGGCCUGGAGUCGAUCUACAACUUCUCCUGCAGAUCUUGCCUUUGCUAAAAACAUUCUGGGUAAAUUGUUUGGGAACUUUUUCCUGGAGGGACCAAAUCCAGCCGCCGAGAACAGAGACAGCCAGCCAGAGACACUGCAGGAACAGCUUUUCCUAGGCAUUGGUAAUACAGUGAUGGGCAUGCUGAGUGGAACACCAAUGUGGGAUUACAUUCAAACCCUCUUGAUGGGAACUCAUUCCACCAUGCAGUUUGCCACAGCAGUAAUGGAGACACAGCUGGCCUAUGUCCAACCACUGCUGCACAAUCCAGAGACUCUCCAGGUGUCCAUCGUGUCUCUCAUUCAGAAUGAAACAGCAGUGGAUAACAAGACACUCUGGUUGGAUGUGGGGCAGAAGCUGAAUCAAAUAUCCAGUGUGUUUGAAGGCACUUUGGUGUACAAUGUCACACCUGCUAUGAUCCUGACUGAAUGGCACAGGUUAUACAGCACUGCACUACAGUUCAGUGACUCCCUCAAGGAGGUUGUUGAGCUCAUCCAAGACAAAUUUUUCAGUCAAAUCCCACACAACUCAACUGUCGACUGGUCUGAGAUUCUUCUAAACAGCGGUUUGGAGGAGUUUGCGAUGGUGGGGCCAGUACUUCAGAACAGCAGUCAGUGGUCAAUCAUGGAGCCGUACUUCCAGCUGGCAUAUUGGAUCAUGACCUUCCAACCUAAUAUCACCGCACCACCAAACUGCACUUUUACUCCAAAUGAUACUGUCUGUAAUAUUGGAUUUACAUGGGAGGGGUUUAUUCCAGUGGUUGGAUCUCUACUCCACGAAAUCAGUGAGAAUCCAGCUGCUAUUCUGAGACCUAUCCAGGGAGCAGAGUCCCUGCUGAAAGACAUCAUGACACACACCUACAUGAAUCAUCUACAGGAGUUCCUCAACAGCACUGGACAUAUUCUUGCUGGUGGGUCACCACAGAACCUCUCAUUGAGCCUCAUUGAUUUGGUCAACCAGAACCUACAGCUUCUCUUGAAUAUCUCACACACUGACGAGCUAGAUGAAGACACCUUGCUUGCCAUGUUGAAUGACACUUUGGAAGCCUUUGGCUUGGGACAAUUAGGGGAUCUCUGGUCAGGGGGCUUGAACUACAGUCAACCCAACUCUACAGUCAACUCAACUGUGAUUAUGAACAUCCUCCAUCUGUUGAGCCCAGAGUCCAUUCAGAUGCUUCACAGUGAAGGACAGUUUGCAGUGUUGGAUGCCAUUUUGCGUGAACUUGGAGAACUCUCGGCUCAUGAGCAACAGAUCAAUUUAGAAUGUUUUUUCAAUCAGACACAUGCUCUGUUUGAAGAUUUGGCAUUGUGUGCAGAUAGUGGUCAGGACUGUCUGUCUGGAGUGUCACAGAUUUUCCAGAUGCUAUCUUUACUUGAAGAAAUGAUGGCAGUGGGAGAAGGUGACAAUUUCACCAUGAUGCCCGUUGACAGAAAUAUGACUUUCUCUGUUGCUGGUCAUAUUAUUUCCCUUCUCUUACCAUGGAACAUGUCAGAAUCUUCUGCAUAUACAAUGGACAAUGUCAGUGGGAUCUUCCAUCUCCUUGAACAGUUGUCUGGUUCACCAAAUCUCAGCAUCACCAUCAUUCAAGAAGAGCUCCAAGCCUUGAAUCUCACUAUUUUUGAUUUAGAACACUUCACUCAACUAUCAGAAGCUUCUUCCAUCUCUCUGCUACUUUCAAAACUCAUGGACUUUGUUAACAUCUCACAUUGCCUGAACGCUCUUUCUCAGGACCCUACAUCACAUACAGGCUCCACAGUGCCAGAAUGCACCGAGAAGAUUAUUGAGGGGCUAAUUGGUUUCCUCGAGGCCAUACCCAUGUUCCAUGGCUUCCAGACAAAUCUUACAUCCACUUUAAAUAUGGUGUUGGAUGAAGCAAUGGAGUUUCAGAACAUUUCUAGCCUAGAGUCCGAUCCGCUUGGAGUGACAGAAGAAGUCUUAGAAGUAAUUCUAGAAAGCAUCACACUGAACCUUGAAAAUCUCAAUGUGGAAAAUGUGACCUUGAUUAAAAUGGAGCUUGAGACACUGGAGGGACUUUUAGAGAUGGUAUUUGAUGAUGAAUACCACUAUCCUUACUACAUGAUCAAUUCUACACUGAUGACACAGCACUCCUAUGCUCAGAAAAUGUAUGCAGAAAUCACCUUGUGGUACCUACAUAACCUGGAGAAUGCCACAAGUGACAGCAUGUUCAGAGAGAUUCUUUACCCAUUCAUCAACAUGACAGAAAUGAUGGCCACAAUCAGUGCUGCUCAAUCAAAUUUCUCAACACUGGUGUCUAAUCAGAUCCAGGACUUAAAUGGCAAAGACCUGAAUCAAAUCAGUAAUGUAAUAGUAUUUCUAAUGCAGGGUCAACUAGAGUUGAUAAAGAUGAACCUUGAUCUUCAACAGACCUUUUAUGAUUCCUUGGGUUUACAAACUAACAUAAGUUUGCCUGCUGAUAUUGAGGCUGAGAUCCAAAACUACCUCAACUUGACGAAAAACUGGAUCACAAACCCACAUCUGACACUUGCCUUUAGCAAAAUACUCCAGUGGAACAAUAAUAUGACUGAUUUCACCACCCCAGCUAUGGACCUUGAAGACCUGAUUCAGGCCUUGGCUCCACUGCUUUCUCCAGAGGAGCAGGUCUUUAUCAACAAAUCUGAGCAAAUCUUACAAUCUCUGAACUACGCCUUGCAGCUAGGCCAAACAGACACUGGUCUCCAGAGUAAAAACUUCACUGAAGCCAUCAUGGAUUCUGUAAGAGUGACCUUGGAGAAUAUGUUCAAUUACACUGAUACGACAUACACAGAUGAUGAUAUCGUUGAACUUCUCUACAACUCACUUGAACUGCUGCUGACCCCUAAUAUCACCUAUGCUCAAGCUCAGCAGCUCAUGAUAGAAAUUGCACACGAGACAGAAAGCUUUAUCAGUGCCAUUGCUCCAGACUCUGCUGAAGUGUUGACUCCUGGCAUCCAGAGCCUCAUAUCAUAUAUAAACACUAUCUCAAAGCCAGGUGGACCUACUCAGUGGAAUGAAAUCAUUGUGGCGAUGACAGAGGAAAUCCAGAAUUCUCUGCCUUCCAACAUCACAGACAACACCUACAUAUCCUCGAUACUGAACAUCACAAACUAUAUUCUAAACCUCACGCAAGGAAACUCGAGUUUGUGGGCCAGCACAGCAGCAGAACUAAAUAUUGACAACCUCGAUAAUGUUACACAACAGCUUGCCGGUUUCCUGGAUUUCAUUCUCCCAUUCCUCAUGGACAACCAGGGAAUGGGUUUGACCCCUGAAUCUGCUCACGCUUUAACCAAAUUUGUCCCAAUACUCAUCCAGAUCUUCUCAGGGACACCUGACCAGCUCACAUUUCAGAGCAUUGUGGCGAUGACAGAGGAAAUCCAGAAUUCUCUGCCUUCCAACAUCACAGACAACACCUACAUAUCCUCGAUACUGAACAUCACAAACUAUAUUCUAAACCUCACGCAAGGAAACUCGAGUUUGUGGGCCAGCACAGCAGCAGAACUAAAUAUUGACAACCUCGAUAAUGUUACACAACAGCUUGCCGGUUUCCUGGAUUUCAUUCUCCCAUUUCUCAUGGACAACCAGGGAAUGGGUUUGACCCCUGAAUCUGCUCACGCUUUAACCAAAUUUGUCCCAAUACUCAUCCAGAUCUUCUCAGGGACACCUGACCAGCUCACCUUUCAGAGCAUUGUGGCGAUGACAGAGGAAAUCCAGAAUUCUCUGCCUUCCAACAUCACAGACAACACCUACAUAUCCUCGAUACUGAACAUCACAAACUAUAUUCUAAACCUCACGCAAGGAAACUCGAGUUUGUGGGCCAGCACAGCAGCAGAACUAAAUAUUGACAACCUCGAUAAUGUUACACAACAGCUUGCCGGUUUCCUGGAUUUCAUUCUCCCAUUCCUCAUGGACAACCAGGGAAUGGGUUUGACCCCUGAAUCUGCUCACGCUUUAACCAAAUUUGUCCCAAUACUCAUCCAGAUCUUCUCAGGGACACCUGACCAGCUCACAUUUCAGAGCAUUGUGGCGAUGACAGAGGAAAUCCAGAAUUCUCUGCCUUCCAACAUCACAGACAACACCUACAUAUCCUCGAUACUGAACAUCACAAACUAUAUUCUAAACCUCACGCAAGGAAACUCGAGUUUGUGGGCCAGCACAGCAGCAGAACUAAAUAUUGACAACCUCGAUAAUGUUACACAACAGCUUGCCGGUUUCCUGGAUUUCAUUCUCCCAUUCCUCAUGGACAACCAGGGAAUGGGUUUGACCCCUGAAUCUGCUCACGCUUUAACCAAAUUUGUCCCAAUACUCAUCCAGAUCUUCUCAGGGACACCUGACCAGCUCACCUUUCAGAGGCUGGAAAAUGUGACGACUGCUCUCUUGUCAAACCUGAUGGCCACUCCCGCAAAGGACACUCUUCCUUUUGUCCUAGAUAUCAUCAGGAAUGUCACGGCAUCCCUGGUGCAAAGCAUGCAAGCUCAAACCGAGCUCUUCUCCAGUCUCUCAGGUGUGUUUCCAGAUGUUUUUGCUGUUGUGGACUCCAGCAAUGUUUCUCUCAUCACUGAUGCCCUGCUACAGGCUUUUCAGUCCACUGUAGAAGCGACGCUCCAGGCUCCUGUGAGCAGUGAAAUGCUGAAUUGCACCACAGUGGGUCAUCUCUGGGAGCAGGUCGCUGAGGCAGCAGAGCUGAACGGAAGUGUGUUUACAGUCUGGUGUAACGAUCAUCUCCUCCCACUACUCGACAUUUACCACACCUCUGAUUAUCAGCCAGCAGUCCAUAAUACAACAGGUGUGGAUCCUCAGUGGGUGGAUGCCACAGUUGCGGAGAUUGUGAGCUCUCUGGAGGCGUUUUAUUCAGCCAGUCUUAACGAGUCUCUGACCAUGCAACAUCUGUCACAAAGCCUCAUGGAGCACUUCAACCUGUCUCUCUCAGCAGAGAGAAAUCAAUCGGACUGGAGCAGCCUGCAAUCCCAGCUACAGAGUCUAUCCUUUGUGCAAAUGGCCUUGGAGAGUGCUAUGCUGCAGCUGAAUAAAUUAGGCUCGAGUCCCUACGUCCUAGCAGUGCAGAAAGCCAUUGAAUACACCCUGGGGAAUCAGAAUGUAACAGCGAGCCCUGAGAUGGUCAUACACGCCCUGGACGUGGCACUCACUGCAAUGAACUUCAGUAGCGAGCAAAUAGAUAGUUUCCUGAGUAGCGACCUAUUCACCAUGCCUAACAGCUUGUCCAAUGACAUGCUCAUAAAGGAGGUGAUAAGUAAAAUCAUUGAUAUGAGACUUCUUGGAAACUGGUCCAUAAUUUAUGACAUAAUGGAGCAACUGCUAUAUGUAGAGAACACAAGCAACAUCGUGACUGCAAUGAGUGAACUGGUCAGCUGGUACAACACUACUGAACACACUGGAAUGUAUUUUGGCAUAGAGAUGCUCACCAAGUUGUAUGAGACGCUAAGACCAUUAGUGACAGCCUCAAGCCCUCUACCAUGCUACUCUGACCUCUUUAUUGGGCUUGCAGGCAAUGCUUUGUAUGCACUGCAACAUAUUACUAGCACCACCAACCUGUUCACCCCCAUCAAUGCCUAUCUCAAGCCAGUCCAAAUGAAACUUGCUCUGGGAGACAAUCUAAGGGAUCUUGUGUCAGCAACCCAAAACGCCAGAAGACCGGUGCUAAAUCUGACCAGAGAACCUGUGGAUGACUUUCUCGACCUCCUGGAGAUCAACUACCAAAACUUAUCUCAUAUUCUUUCCAUCCCACCCAGCCCUGAGGAAAUGUUGGAGACCAUGCAUGUUUUCUUUGCAAACCCAGAUCUGGGUAUCUUCCUGAAGGGUGUAACCAGGGAUUUCACAGGAAGCUCGGUUGAAGACAGAACUAUUGACACAAUCCUUGAAACGCUAGCCUACUUGACACUUCCAAGCAAUGGGCAAACGUUUAUAGAGAUGAUCACACAGACCAUCGGUCAAGCCUGGGGUCUGAAUGACAUGCAGCUGGCAGAAACCUUGGGCGGAAUUGUCGGGAUGGUAAGGACGCUUUCCCAGCAGUCAUCUUUGAGCAUAGCUCAGAGGGUUGAACAGAUGGCUAAUCAGCUCACUUCUGCAGCAUCAUAUACCAUGGCACACCAAGGUAAUCGUAGUGAAAUCCUCACAGCCAUCAAUGAUAUUCUGUCACAAAAUCUGCAGCAGAUGUCUAGCACCAGCCUCAUGGACCAAUCCAUCCUUCAAAACAUACUCAGCUCUGUAUCCUUAAUGUCCAUGUCACAGAUUGACUUUGGAUCCUACAUGAUGGUGAUAAACCAAACUACUGAAGCCUUUGCCUCCCUUGUACCACCUAAGGAAAUGAUGUAUUUCAACAUUUCAGCACAGAUGAUGGAAGCGUUUGCAUUGCUCAUGUCAUAUCCAACAGAUCUAGAGAAAGUGGUGAUGUCAAGUCAUGAGAUUGCUGAUUCAUUGGAUCUCAGCUUUGCCGUUUCUGGUAUGACCACUCUUCCAAAUGGUCAAUCCAUCAAGGAGAUUGCAUACCCUUUCAUUCUAAACAGUGCCUUGGCCACUGAAAUCUUGUUCAAUCUCUCUGCUUCUAACUACACCUUUGAUAGUGACAUGGAACUAAGCAUGAUCUUGACCCAGAUAACCUCAAGUCUCCCAGUGGAAGUGCAACAUGACCUCCAACCUCUUACGUCUGCUCUCGUUUUAGCUCUUCCAAAUGUCUCAAACACCGCCGAGAUCAGACCUGCUUUCUCUCAAAUCUCCCAGAACAUGACCAUGUUACUUCUGGAAUACCUAAACCUAACAGGAGAUCCCAUGUCCAUGGGAAUAUAUUCUGUCUUGUCCACUGUUUCAGAUCAGGUAUCUGCUAGUCUCAGUGAGGGCCUAAUGGGAAAUACUUCCUCUGUCCAGCUUCCAUACGUGCUCGACUCUGUACGAGCAAUCCUAUCUUCACUGUCAUUAGAACUACCCGUGAAGGAACAGCAAUACCCUGAUGUCGUUUUCAACUUCAUGGAGACAGUGGCCUUGGCUCUGAACCAUACCAUCACCACAGGGGAUGUAGCAGGCGGAAUGAAUAUGCUUUCCAGCUCUGUCCAAAGCCUCCUGCUGAUGAUGCCAAAUGACAACAUGAAUAUCUCAAGUGGCAUUAUGAGUGACCUGGAAAAUACUGUCAAGACACUGCUGAUGGUUCUGUCGUCAGGUCAAGACCCACUAACUCAGAGUGCUAACGUGACUGCUGACAUUCUGACCACCAUUCAGAAUUUGCUUGCUGUGGCUAACAGCAGCUCUGAGACAGAUCUGGCAACUGCGAUCCUGGGGGCCAUCGAGAUGAACGUCGGGUCUCUGCUGGCGACAAACGCCAGUAACUGGGCUCAGAAAUUGCAAAUGGUGCUGUUAUCCAUCUCCAAAAUCCUUCCAGCUGACCUUCAAUUCGGUCCAUUCAACAGAACGAUCUUCGAAAGUUUGGCCAAUGAGUCCCCAGAAAAUCUGAAUAUCCUGCUUCAGACAGUAAGCACAGUUUCUGAUCUUUUCUCAACCAGCUGGAUGAACGACAGCUUCGGAGAUCUACUGAAUGAAAUGCAGAUGCAGGUGUGCAGUGUGGAGAACCUGGAGUCUGUUCAGCUGCUCAGUCAGGCUCUGUCUCUCAGCCCGGGCCUUCUGUGUAACACGGCUCUGCCCAGCAUCCACGCUCUUCACGUCCUCGCCUCCAACCUGAACCAGACCACCGGCAUGUACGACCUGCUCUACCAGAAGCUAGUCGGAGACCCCAGCACUUACGACCUCAAAGUGGACUGGACCACCGUCCUCUCCAACCUGCUCGGCAUCGACAUCAGCGCUUUGCCGAGCUUCGACAUCAACCAGACCGCCCCAAGUGAUGUAAAGGUGUCUGACCUUCUGAAGAAUGAGACCCUGUUUGUAUCUGAUGUCACCCGGUACACCAGUAUUCCUCCUCAAGUCCUAAACACUCUGCUGAACUCGUCACUGCCCAAGAGCAACCUGCAGAUCGUGUCUCUGCUGAUGAAUCUGCAGCACUGUGCAAAUCUCUCGUCCCUGCAGCUCGACCCGGCGUCGUCGCUGAUCUUCAGUUCUCUCUGCUCGCUGCAGGUUCAGGAGUGGUACAGCCUGGUGGUUCUCUCAGCUCGCCACGCCAGCAUGGAGAACGUCAUGUACAAGCUGAUGCCGUCCAGUGAAAUCCAGGCUCUGUUUAACGUCCUCAUGCGGAUGGUGAAGUUUUUUAUGGACAUGAUGAGUAAGCUGACUCCCACUCUGAACCGGCUGCAGGAAUAUUUCACCUCCGUCGGAGACAUGAAGCUGAUGUCCAACACGGAGUUCAGAAGUUUGGUGAGAGGGAAACGCUCGACGAUCUCCAGCAAGGCCACGUUCAUCACCGUCUCCCGAGCCUUGUGUAAAAGCGGCAUGUUGUCGCUCUUCGGAAUCUCGCAGCUUCCCAGCAUGAGUGAAAGUGAUCCGUCUCUCCAGGACCAGCACAGAAUGGAGGAUCUCAUGUCCAAGUUCAAAAUCCCAACAGAUGCCACUCCAUUCUGUAGAAACUUCUACUUGGACAUGGUGAGCACCACAGGGGGCGCUGUAGCCUGGGCCUUCCUCAAGCCCAUGCUCCUGGGACAAGUGCUGUAUUACCCUGACACACCGCUCACCCAAACCAUCAUCAAGAAGUCGAACUCCACGCUGCAGCAGUUCGGGGAUCUGCGCGUCUACGCUGACGAGUGGCUGCGUUCUUCGUCCUAUCUCAUGCAGUCAGCGCAGCUCCUGAAUAAAACACUGCCCAUGCUGCAGAAUUCCCUGAACAAUCCUUUCAUCCAAAACUUCAUAAAGAAGCAGAUCGAUAUCGACGUCGCACAGAUGCAAGAAACUCUCAACACUUUCUCGAACAUGUCGCAGUUGUUGGAGAAGAAUCAGUUCAUCCUGCAGCAGAUCACCGCACUCUCCAACCUCAUGAUGAACCUCUCGUCCUGCGUCAACUUCAACCGCUAUCGCGCCUUCAACUCCAUCGAAGAGCUCAACAAACAGGCUGAGAAACUGUCCCAAAACCGUGAACUCUACGCUAGUGUCAUUUUCAAGCUUCCCACUGGAGACAACUCGUCCUCGUCCUCGUCCUCUACCCUUCCUCCUAAAGUGGACUACACCAUCCGCAUGCACAUCGACAACUCCAUGAGAACCGACCGCAGCCGCAACGCGUUCUGGGUGAAGGCUACCUACAUCUCUCCGCUGAAGACGCAGCGCUACAACCGCGGCUUCAUCUACCUGCAGGAGAGCAUCGAGCGCGCCAUCAUCGCCAUGCAGACCGGAACCGUGGUGCAGGAGCCGGCCGUGCAGAUCCAGGCCUUCCCCUACCCCUGCUUCUACAAGGACGACUACCUCAACAGCAUCGCCUUCGCCUUCCCGCUCGUCCUGAUGAUCAGCUGGGUGCUCUUCGUUGCUAACUUCGUCAAGAAGCUCGUCCAUGAGCGAGAGCUCCGUCUGCAUGAGUACAUGAAGAUGAUGGGCGUGAAUCCGUUCAGCCAUUUCGUGGCCUGGUUCAUCGAGAGCGCUGCGUUCCUCCUGGUCACUGUGAUCAUCCUGACCAUCAUCCUGAAAUCCGGCAGCGUUCUUCCCAAGAGUGACGGCUUCGUUCUCUUCCUCUACCUGUGCGACUACGCCCUGAGCAUCCUGGCCAUCAGCUUCCUCGUCAGCUCCUUCUUCGACAAGACCAACAUUGCCGGGCUGAGCGGCAGCCUCAUCUACGUCAUCUGCUUCUUCCCCUUCAUCGUGGUCAUGUGCCUGGAGGAGAACCUCCCCUUCUUCAUCAAGAGCAUGCUGAGCCUGUUUUCUCCUACCUGCUUCAGUUACGCCAGUCAGUACAUCACCCGCUAUGAGAAACAGGAAGAAGGUAUCCAGUGGAACAACAUGUACCUUUCUCCUUUGGCUGGAGACACGGCGUCGUUUGGGUGGCUCUGCUGGCUCCUUCUCAUCGACUCGGUUAUCUACUUCCUGCUCGGUGCCUACAUCCGCAUGGUCUUCCCAGGGAAGUACGGUAUCGCUGCUCCGUGGUAUUUCCCUGUGAUGCCGUCGUUCUGGGCCGACGUGUUCGGCUGCAAUAACAGAUCACAGAAGAAAACAGGCAGAGGACUCCUCUUCUCCAACAUGAUGCAGGAGAGCCAGAGAAAGGGCAAAGACAAAAGCAAAGGUACGGGUGAUUUGCACCCUGACGGUGAAGAAGAGUUCCCGGAGCUGCCAGUUGGCGUUUCCCUGCGAGGCCUCACGAAGACCUACGGCGACAGGAAAGCCAUCGAAAACCUGAACCUGGCAUUCUACGAGGGUCACGUGACCGCUCUGCUCGGGCACAACGGAGCCGGGAAAACCACCACCAUGUCCCUCCUGACCGGGUUGUUCGCUCCCUCCUCCGGGACGAUCGAGGUUUACGGGAAAGACAUGCAGUCGUCUACGAAGGACGUGCGUAAAGAGCUGGGAGUGUGCAUGCAGUAUGACGUCCACUUCGACCACCUGACCACCGAGGAGCACCUGCUGCUGUACGGCCACAUCAAAGCCCCCCACUGGAGCAAGCAGGAACUGCAGCAAGAAGUCCGCAAGAUUCUGGAGGAGACGGGGAUGUACCCUCACCGUCACAAGCGGGUGGGGACGCUGUCCGGCGGCAUGAAGAGGAAGCUCUCCAUCUCCAUCGCUUUCAUCGGCGGCUCUCGCCUGGUGGUCCUGGACGAGCCCACCACCGGCGUGGACCCCUGCUCACGCCGCGGCAUCUGGGACAUCGUCCUCCAGCAUAAGAGCGAUCGUACCAUCAUCCUGUCCACCCAUCACCUGGACGAAGCUGAGGUCCUCAGCGAUCGCAUCGCGUUCCUGGAGCGCGGAGGCCUGAAAUGCUGCGGAUCUCCGUUCUACCUGAAGGACAAACUGGCCCGCGGAUACAAACUCACUCUCACCAAGAAGGUCCUGCCUCCUGACUCAGACGACAGGUUUGACAUUGAGAUGGUGAAAGAGUUUGUCCACUCUCACCUGCCCGAGGCUCGGCUGAAGGAGGGAGAGGUGGGAGAUAUCGUCUACUCUCUUCCUGUCUACAACUCCCACAAUGCAUCUGCCUACCGCUCGCUGCUCAGCGGCCUGGACCGCAACCUGGAGGCGCUACAGCUGGGCGGCUACGGCGUCUCCGACACCACGCUAGAGGAGGUUUUCCUGCAGUUAACGAGAGACAGUGUGCCGCGUGAGGAAGAGAAGGAUCGCCCGUAUGCGGUGUCGAGCUCAGAGCUGGAUACAGGCGCUUCCCGAGACAGUCUGAGCGACGACCUGAACUCCAGCAUGUACUUCGGAGAGAGAGCCAGUCUCACAGGGAACUCCACGGUGAGGGGUUUGGCACUGAAGGUUCAGCAGGUGAUGGCCAUGCUCCUCAAACGUGUUCAUCACACCAGAAGGAACUGGAAAGGUCUGAUCUCUCAGGUUCUGCUCCCGGUGCUGUUCGUCCUCGCCGCCAUGGGCCUGGGCUCCAUCAAGAGCGACCUGGAGUACUUCCCCGAGAUGGAGCUGACGCCUGCGAUGUACGACUCUGGGAAACAGUACGCCUUCUUCAGUAACCAGAACUCCAGCUCCAGUUACCUGGUGGACUCUAUGAUGUCAUAUCCUGGCAUAGAUCACUACUGCAUGUCGAACCCUGAGAGCAAGGUGUGUCGGAAGAGAGACACGUCAGUAUCGGAUCAGUGGACUUCUACAGUAAAUCCCACAUCUGUGUUUGAGAACUGUAAAUGUGCAAACUUUACACAGACAUGUCCGAAGCCUGGCUAUGAACCGCCUCAUAAGACCAACCCGUCAUCUCAAAUCAUCUACAACCUGAGCAACAUCAAUGUCGAGAGUUACCUUCUAGCCACCGCUAAUGACUUCGUCCGAGACAGGUAUGGAGGCUGGUCCUUUGGGGACCCCCUUCCCAGCAGUCUCCAAAUGGACAUUUUGGAGGUGCCCAAGAACAGGACGUUAACGAAGGUGUGGUAUAACCCUGAGGGCCAUCACACGAUGCCAGCCUACCUCAACAGCCUCAACAACUUCAUCCUGCGCUCCAGAAUCCCAGCAAGCAAACAGCCGCAGCAGUAUGCAAUCUCUCUGUCCAGCCAUCCCUACCCUGGCCAGGUGGAAGAAGAGGAUGCCAUCGUUCGCAACUUGGUCAACAUUCUGGUGGCGAUAUGCGUCCUCACCGGCUUCUCCAUCAUGACAGCCAGCUUUGUCAUCUACGAGGUUCAGGAGCAUCACACCGGCUCUAAGAGGCUGCAGCACAUAUCAGGCAUCAGCGAACCUUUCUACUGGACCAUCAACUUCUUCUACGAUAUGGCCCUGUACAUGGUUCCUGUGAUUCUCUCCAUCAUCGUGAUCGCAGUGUUCCAGCUUCCUGCCUUCACUGACAGACUCAACCUGGGAGCCGUCUCGCUGCUCCUCGUGCUCUUUGGAUUUGCCAGCUUCCCCUGGAUGUACCUCGUGUCAGCCAUGUUCAAAGACGCAGAGAUGGCCUUCAUCAGCUACGUGUGCAUCAACCUCUUCAUCAGCAUGAACACCAUCAUCUCCACGGCCAUCAUGUACUUCCUGGGACAAGCUAACCCGAGCAACGAGCACAUCCAGACGGUGUACCGCACCCUCAGCAACGUGUUCCUGGUGUUCCCUCAGUUCAGUUUUGGGAACGGGCUGUUGGAGCUGGCCCGGGUGGACCUGCAGGUCCAGAUCCUGAGCACGUACGGAGUGGACGCCUAUAAGAACCCGUUCAGCAUGGACGUCCUGGGGUGGAUGUUCAUCUCGCUGUUCCUGCAGGGGUUCAUCUGCUUCACUCUGCGGCUCCUGAUGAACAAGUGGCUCCUCCGCAAAGUCAGGCGGCUGUGGACACGGCGGCUGUCGGUGCCUCAGACAGGAAGUCGUGGUGAGGAUGUGGACGAGGACGUGUUGGCUGAACGUCAGCGUGUGGACAGCGGAGCCGCCGGUUCUGAUCUGCUGCAGGUCAGUCAGCUCACCAAGGUGUACCGACAUCUGAACCGCCGAGUGCAAGCCGUCAGCAAGCUGUCCUUCGGCAUACCAGCGGGAGAGUGCUUUGGAUUGCUGGGAGUCAACGGCGCAGGAAAGACCACCACGUUUAAGAUGCUAACCGGAGACAUCAGUCCAACACAUGGCUCGGCGCAAGUGCUCGACUGGGACAGGAGGGUGAUGGACAUCAUGGACUGCAGGACGGAGGGGAUAAAUAUCGGCUACUGCCCGCAGGUGGACGCUCUGGAUGACCUGCUGACGGGAGAAGAGCAUCUGUACUUCUACGCUCGCAUCAGGGGCAUCUGUAAGAGAGAGAUCGAUCAGGUGGUGAACUAUCUCCUGAAGAAACUGGAGCUGAGCUACCACAGGAACAUCAUCAGCGAACGCUACAGCUGUGGAACACGCCGUAAACUGUCUACAGCCCUGGCUCUGAUUGGACAGCCACAGAUCCUGCUCCUGGACGAGCCGAGCUCAGGAAUGGACCCGCGCUCCAAACGCCACCUCUGGAAGAUCAUCUCUGAGGAAGUGAUGGGAAAAUGCGCCGUGGUUCUCACGUCACACAGUAUGGAGGAGUGUGAGGCUCUGUGCACUCGGCUUGCCAUCAUGGUUCAAGGCCAGUUCAGAUGUUUAGGCUCCUUACAGCACAUCAAGAACAGGUUCGGCACCGGCUUCACGGUGAAGAUGUACCUGACCUCGGCUUCCUGCGAUGUGGACGCCAUCACCACAUUCAUGCAGGAGCAUUUCCCCAGCACUUACCUCAAGGACCAUCACUCGUCUAUGGUGGAGUAUCACGUUCCUCUUGCUCCCGGCGGCGUGGCUGACAUUUUUGACCAGCUGGAGUCCAACAAGGCGGCGCUGCAGAUCAAACACUUUUCCGUCAGUCAGACCACACUGGAUGAGGUCUUCAUUAACUUUGCUAUGGGAAAGGUCGGGAGAGACGCACAGGACGACGACGAGGCCUCUGAUGUGGACAGUCCUGACACUGACAUGCAGUGAAAUGAGCAAUGACUAUCGAGCAACUCCUGAAGAUUGUACUGCGUUACUGUAAUUUAAAUUAAAAGUCAUUCAUUUUUUUUUUCAUGGAAUAAUGAAGGAUAUAAGGCACCUUGUCAGGACUGACUAAUUUAUAUCAUAACGUUCCUCUUCUCUUCUCAAAUAAUCGAAUCUGCACGUUUCCGUAUGUGAUUUAAUCGUCCAUUACUUUUAUAGUUUUAUAAACUCAUCUAUGCAAAUGUCUAUGUCAUUCAAUUCACUAUGAUAUAAGAAUUUUAAGUGUCAAUAAGUGUUUGUGGUAGCUCUUUCUAUGAAGGCCAAGGCGAUGAUGAUCUAUAAAUGCUGUCAUAACACUUUGUAAUACAUUUGUAAGGCAUUAUAAUUAUAGUUAUGUUUCAAUUUUAAAAAGAGUGCAUUGGAUUUUAUAUUGCAGGUUUUAUUAUGCAUUAAGAAUUGUUAAUAUGCAGGUCAUAACACAUUACUAAUGUCUUGUACUGUGCAUUAUAAUUAAUUAUAAACACUGAAACAUGUCACAGUGUUUUUUUUUUCCUUUAUUUCCUUUUUAAUGUUGUGCUUUUCUUGAACCUACCAGAACUUUACAGAAUUUACAAAUGAAAUUGGGUGUAAAUUAUUGACAGAUUAUGUGUAUAACAUAUUUAUAAUCAUUUCUAAGUUGAAAUCUGCAUUGAGAUUUAGGUUUGAUAAGUUUGAUUUUUUUAAAACUAUGGUGCCAUUUAUCUGUGAUGAACUAGAAAUACAUUCAUAGCAUGUUAUAAUGCAUCAUAAGUGGUGUUUGUAACACGUUAUAAUCAUCAAAUAUAUAAAAAAAUACAUCAUUGUUCAGUCAUUAGGCACACUGAGACUUCUAGGUGUAGAUUAUGGACAGACAUAUGGUAUUAUAACCUACAUAUAACACUUAUAAGUGAUAUUUGUGAGCUGUAAGUAAAUUGAGAUUUUUUUUAAGCAAAAAAGUUUACUAACUCAACAACAAUUCUAAUCUCUCUCACGAUUUUUUCAGUCUGGAGUUAUAUACAUACAUACAUACAUGUGUGGUUUUGAGUAUGAGUGAGUACUAAAAAAGAUGUUUUUUUGUAAAAUUUUGUAGUAUGGUUUCCUAAUAUUUUGUUUUGGUAUAACUCAUUUAUUAAAGAAAAAAAAAAUAAAGGUAAGUCUCAUAAUGCACUAUGCAAAGUGGAUUUCUUUGGUAUUGGCAUUGGUAAUAACAUGUUAUGAACACUACUUACUGUACAAUGCAUCACGUUAGCUAGAGAAUUCCUAAUGCAUAAUAAGAUAGCUAUAACUACGUAACUAAUCAUAACAUGUGUACUGCCUUAUGAAUGCAUUAUAACAUGAUAUGAAUGUGUUCAUAGUUAAGACAUUCGUUGAAAGUUUAACUAAAACGUUUAUUAAACCUGCAGCAUUUAUGAUAUUAUAUUUAAAACAAUUAUAAAAAAAAUUCCACUGAAUAAUAAACAAUUGACUUACAGCAGUUAUUAACAGACAUAGAGUAAUAAGGAACGAAUAACACCCUGUUUGCUUUUAGGGUUAUAAUGUGUUACGAACACUACUUAUAAUGCAUUAUGUUAGCAGUUACAAAAUAUACAGUGAUACAAAGUGUAAUGCAUGUUCAUAAGCAGUGUAUAUAAUGUGUUAUGAAUGCAUUAUGUUCAUAGUUUAUUAUAUAAUAUGGCCUUCGUAGACUGUGUUACGGUGUUUUCUACCCAGAAUAUUUGCACUUAUUUUUAAACCCCACUGCUGCCUAUUUCUUCAUGAGAUGUUAUUGUUAGCACUAUUGUUUACUCUGUCCCUCAUCAUUUUCCUUUUUGAACGCUAGAAGGAUGUAUACCGAUAAGCGUGGUGAUGUUGUUCCUCAGCGCUGUAUUGAAUAUGUAUGCACAGAAAGCCUCUCAUCCUUUUAAACUGCUGGCAGCGUCGCCGCAGCGCAGGCCCACUUCUGGGGUGGGUAUAAAUCACAAGACCGUUUUGGCUCCGAGAUAUAAAUGAUUCUUCAAUGUCUGCACAUCUUCGCUCUCAUUAAUAUUUCCUCUCAAGGCUCGUCUCUCACGUACUGAAUAUUUCAUCAGCUCUUUCUUCAGAGUGCCUAAAGGCACUGCUCCUCUUUCUUUUCUUCUUUUUUUUUUUUUUAAAAAAAUGUACCAAACUUAUUUUUGCAAUAAAGCAAUUUUUCAAAUGCA
Messenger RNA from Pangasianodon hypophthalmus (striped catfish), 17888 nucleotides. It is a transcript of the gene abca12, whose product is annotated as ATP-binding cassette, sub-family A (ABC1), member 12. Gene Ontology annotation, biological process: transmembrane transport; lipid transport. The record is from RefSeq and is a predicted model, not a curated record. Gene Ontology annotation, molecular function: ATP hydrolysis activity; ABC-type transporter activity; ATP binding. The coding region runs from base 460 to 15696 and encodes 5078 amino acids. NCBI's taxonomy places the organism in Eukaryota, Metazoa, Chordata, Actinopteri, Siluriformes, Pangasiidae. The transcript is spliced from 80 exons. Gene Ontology annotation, cellular component: membrane; intracellular membrane-bounded organelle.